Protopterus annectens (West African lungfish) is the source of this 3455-nucleotide messenger RNA. RefSeq names its product methylsterol monooxygenase 1 (gene MSMO1). The transcript is spliced from 5 exons. Lineage: Eukaryota; Metazoa; Chordata; Ceratodontiformes; Protopteridae. The record is from RefSeq and is a predicted model, not a curated record. Gene Ontology annotation, molecular function: iron ion binding; C-4 methylsterol oxidase activity. Gene Ontology annotation, biological process: sterol biosynthetic process. Bases 105 to 983 code for a protein of 292 amino acids.
GAACUAGUGCGCGCAGCCUGCCCGAGGAGCUGGAGCGGCACCACAUUAAUAGAGGCAGAGCUCAGGUAGCGGUGCAGAAGCGCAGUGUGUCCGCAGCUCAAGAAAUGGAGAGCAACAGUAGCAUCAUCACAUCUGCAUACUUGGCAGUAGAUUAUAUGGAUUCUUUACUGCCUCAGAACCCAUUGCAAGAACCAUUCAAAAAUGCUUGGAACUAUAUGUUGGAUAACUUUACCAAAUUUCAGAUUGCUACGUGGGGCUCGCUAAUUGUACACGAAUUUGUAUACUUUUUAUUUUGUUUACCUGGAUUUGUGUUUCAGUUUAUUCCAGCAAUGCAGAAAUAUAAAAUUCAACCGGACAAACCAGAGACUUUAGAAAAACAGUGGAAAUGCUUCAAAGUGCUUCUGUUUAACCACUUCUGCAUUCAGUUGCCUAUGAUCUGCGGCACAUUUUACUUCACGGAGUUUUUUAACAUUCCGUAUGAUUGGGACUCUAUGCCUAGAUGGACCAUUAUUGCUGCUCAGUGUUUUGGGUGUUCUGUUAUUGAAGACAUGUGGCACUACUUCCUUCACCGUUUGUUACAUCACAAAAAAAUCUACAAGUACAUUCACAAAAUCCAUCAUGAUUUUACGUCACCAUUUGGGAUGCAGGCUGAAUAUGCCCACCCAGCUGAAACAGUUAUUCUCGGUGCUGGCUUCUUCAUUGGGAUUAUGAUCUUUUGUAAUCAUAUGAUCCUGCUGUGGGCAUGGGUAACUGUGCGGCUUUUGGAGACCAUUGAUGUACACAGUGGCUACGAUAUCCCAUUGAAUCCUUUGCACUUGGUUCCAUUCUAUGCCGGAGCACGUUAUCAUGAUUUCCACCAUAUGAAUUUCAUCGGAAACUAUUCUUCAACCUUCACCUGGUGGGACAAACUGUUUGGAACAGAUUCCCAGUACUUAGCACAUUAUGAGAAAGUCAAUGCAAGUCUUGAAAAGAAAAACAAAUAAGUUACAUAAUUUUUUAAAAGCUAAAUCCAAGCAACUUUCCAGAAAAAUCACUGCAGUGGCUAUUAACAUAUCAAAAUAGCAAAAAAAAACCCAGAACAUUAACUAAGGUUCAUCUGACACCUGUUUUGAAACCACAUUUACCCUUGCUUCAAGCCUACGUACAUCAAGUUAUUAAUCUAGUCUGUUGAGGACUGAAAUGUUCACGUUAUUGCCGUGAGCAAAAAAUAAAACAACAGAUGGUGUAAUGGUUGGUUCAGGUUUGAUUCGCCUUCUCAUUUCUAGUGUUCAUGUUACUCAAUUUUUAAUGUAAUUAGAAGACAUUUGUAAUAAUUAUGGGAAGUAUUUUCUGUUGAUGCAGUAAGUGUGCCUUAAAUGUCAUAAAGCCAGGAGUUGGCGAUAGACAUUUAAUAUGUCUUUGCUGCCAUUUUGGUACCCGAGUGAUGCUCAAGUCCAGCACUGAGUUUAAUUGAUUAUAAUGUAGAUAAUUUGAAAUAAGCACCUGUGCAGGCAUUUCUUAAAAAAUGAAAAAGAAAGAAGACUGGCUCUAAAAGUAAAGAAAAUGUAGAAAAAACAAUGGAAUAGUAAAGGAGCAUUAAAAGGUUACACACACAUGGCAGAGUAUGAGGCUAAUAUGAGCAAAGGAAAAUACGUGACUGGCAGAAAUAAGGGGAAGGUGCAACAGCAAGUCAGUAAAAAGUAAGGAUUGAAAUUAGAGGGUGCGCAAUAGCAAGUCAGUAAAAGCUAAGGACAGAAAUUAGAGGAAGGGGCAAUAGCAAGUCAGUAAAAGCUAAGGACAGAAAUUAGAGAAAGGGGCAAUAGCAAAUCAGGAAAAGCCAAGGACAAACAUUAUGGGAAGGGGCAAUAGCAAAUCAGGAAAAUCUAAGGACUGAAAUUAGGGGAAGGGGCAAUAGCAAGUCAGGAAAAGCUAACAGAAAUUAGGGGAAGGGGCAAUAGCAAGUCAGGAAAUGGAAAAUACAUUUCCGUACUCCCUUUUUAGGCUGCAGUAGAAGCACUGACCAUUGGGAACACUAGUCUUAAAGCACUUUAGAAUCCUUCUUAGUUAUGGCGUCUGCCAUAUGUAGGAAUGGCUGUGUUUAACUUGGAUUUCUGCCAGCACUGAUGUUGCCCAGUUAGAAUGUACUAAUAACCAGACACAUAAGCAUUCUAGGCUUAUACUUUUUCCAUUCAUUGACUGUCAGCAUACAUCACUCAGCAACAGUAGAGCAACAAAUGCCAGGUCUACUGUUUAACUAAAUGUUAAAUUCCUGUUAACAUAACCAUACAAAUUAGGAAUGCUACACAUCAAAUAUUGGUCACAAAUACACUUUUACAGAAAUUACAAAUAGUUCAUAUACACUACACCACACUUACAUUGAAAGAAAAUCAUACACAUAUGCACUUGUAGUACAUAAGCACACACACAUGCGCACACACACACAAACACACACACACACACACACACACACACACACACACCAUUCCAAGUGAGAUAGAUGUGAUCAAGUGAAUGAAACAAGACAUUAAAUAGCAAAGUUGUUUAUUUCUUUAGUGAAUCUGUGGGAGAAAAAGCUCUUAAAUUACCAAUUAAAGUAAUUCUCUGCAUUCUUGUAUAUAUUCAGCAGAAAUGUAGAAUCAUGUAUAGUUUUUCUUAUUCCUGCAGAUAUCUGACUUAAAAAUUGUCGCAUAUGUUAACUGCAACACCUUCAUUAAGGCAAGAAUGCACAACAGAACACUAGUUUCUUAGUUUUCAAAUCACAAUCUAUAAAUGGAGUAAAGUGUUGACACAAAAGGAGACAGGUUUAAAAAUGCAUUAAAGUGAAUCUUAAUAUUUCAUGAAAAGUACAUUUAAGGUACAAGUCUGACAUCUUAAUCAUUAAAAUGCACUGAGUAAAUAUUCCUGAUAAUCUGUGUUUAGAGGGCUGUCCUUUCCUAUACCCCUGCACAUGAGAAUUGAUUUAUAUAUAUCUUCCUGCCAGGUGGAAGGGGAACAUGCAUGAGAGCGUAACAGUUUGAUAGUUUCUGUGUGAAUCAAAAUUAAUUUUGUUGAAAUAGUAACAUAAUUCUAUAGUAUGACUGGUGUUCCUUCCAGUGCUGUAAAUAAAUGUUUCAUAUUUUUGUACAUUGUAGUUAGUAAAUUAUAUACUGCUGUUUGGCAAUUUGUACAAGAAAAAAAAAUUAAGCAGGCCUCAGAAAUGAAAAGAAAAUGCACUCUAAAGAAGCAGUAUUUAUAAUGGACGAAACUUCAUUGCUUGAUUUAAAGGGCCUCCUCGAGUUUUGUGGAUACAGCCUCUAAGCAUAUUUCCUCAUUUCAAGUUUGGAAAACAAAGAGCUGUUAAACAUGGUGUUCAUCUCAUCACACUAUCUUUUCUAAACAAUGCCUUGUCUGCUUCUGUUUGCUGCUGUAUCAUUUCUUUCUGAGUGCUGUCUGCAUACAGUGGCACUUAUUGAAGAUUAAAUAUUUGUUCACAAGAA